Acanthopagrus latus (yellowfin seabream) is the source of this 7186-nucleotide messenger RNA. RefSeq names its product AP-3 complex subunit beta-2. The transcript is spliced from 29 exons. Gene Ontology annotation, cellular component: membrane coat; AP-3 adaptor complex. The record is from RefSeq and is a predicted model, not a curated record. Gene Ontology annotation, biological process: anterograde synaptic vesicle transport; intracellular protein transport; vesicle-mediated transport. NCBI's taxonomy places the organism in Eukaryota, Metazoa, Chordata, Actinopteri, Spariformes, Sparidae. The coding region runs from base 773 to 4411 and encodes 1212 amino acids.
UGAGUAAUAUUUCAAAGCAUCUGUCGGGAAUCAGAGAAGGGUUGUUGGAUUGCCGGAGUUCAGGCGAUGGCGGAUAAAGAAAGCUGCGUAGAGUGAGUGAAUGAGGGAAGCGAGAUUUCCAGCCGUUAAUGUGAAGAGGCGGAGCGACGAUGACAAGCAUGAGGGAGAGGGAGUGAUAACGUGGCAAAAGAUGGGAGAGGCUGUGUCAUUGUUGGAGAUCCAGGAUAUGUGGACAUAUUGUAUCCACACGGGGAGGCAGAGAGAGGCUGGUGCAGCAGCAGGAACCACAUGAGAAGCGGGAGGAGUCGCAAGGGGAGAGACAAAUAAAACUCCACGCCCCUCUCUGCCGAGCAUCCAUUUACUGAGCAGCUGAUGUCUGCUGCUUCACUGGACGCGUACAGACUCAGCAGUAACAGAAGGGAAAAAAACCCCACAGUGCAGUGGGGCUCUGGAUUUGGAUAACAGUACCCAGGCAGCAAAAUGUAUCAACCUCGCCACCGUGGAGAAGUCUUUCAGCAGGCACUGGAGCAUUUCUGAAGAGGUUUGUUGCAUCAUUCAUGCAGGACACGUUGGAUAUACUUUACCUCAAGGGGAGGAUUUAAAACCCAGACUCUAUCUGAAGCUGCUCAUCGCCUAUCAGAGGAGGAUCUGGAGUCUCAUCCAGCUGAUUAACAGAGAGGAGUGGGUUUAAGUAAACUGCCAUCAUCCCAAUUUAUCUAACUGGAAUUCUACAGGUUGCUCUCAAGCUUUUGGUUCAAGCCAAGUUUCAAACAUGACCACCAUGCAGAAGCUGCUGCAGCUGCCGGUGAAUGCGGUGAACAUCGUGAAGACGGUGCAGAGUCAGGUCCAGGGCCAGGAGGAGGAUAAGAGCCCAGUGCUGACCCCUGACAGUGGGCAGCACUCCUGGUAUAGCGCCCUGCAGCCUGAUGAGCUUCGCCACCUCCGAUCUGGAGGUUCAGGAGGAGGUGGUGGCGGUGGCGGCGGUGGUGGGGACCAUGAAGAACGAGCACAACAAGAGGAAGGUGGUGGUGGAGGUGGUGGCGGCAGUUUCCAAACUCAACCUUUGCGACAUGAUGACUUGAAGGAGAUGCUGGACAGCAACAAAGACUCUCUGAAGUUGGAGGCAAUGAAGCGGAUCGUGGCUAUGAUAGCCCGAGGUAAAAAUGCAUCAGAUCUCUUCCCUGCUGUGGUGAAAAACGUGGCCUGUAAAAACAUAGAGGUCAAGAAGCUGGUCUAUGUCUACUUGGUGCGUUACGCUGAGGAGCAGCAGGAUCUUGCUCUGCUCUCCAUUUCCACGUUUCAGCGAGGGCUGAAGGAUCCAAACCAGCUGAUCAGAGCCAGCGCCCUGCGAGUUCUCUCUAGCAUCCGAGUCACGAUCAUCGUCCCCAUAAUGAUGUUGGCCAUCAAAGAGGCUGCUUCGGAUAUGUCUCCUUAUGUCAGGAAGACAGCUGCUCAUGCAAUCCCCAAACUUUACAGUUUGGAUCCAGAACAGAAAGACCAACUGAUUGAAGUCAUAGAGAAACUCCUCGCUGACAAAACCACGUUGGUGGCAGGAAGCGUUGUCAUGGCUUUUGAGGAGGUGUGUCCGGAGCGCAUCGACCUGAUCCACAAGAACUACAGGAAGUUGUGUAACCUCCUGAUUGACGUGGAGGAGUGGGGACAGGUUGUCAUAAUCAACAUGCUGACCCGCUAUGCCAGGACCCAGUUCCUCAACCCAAACAUGAACGAGUCCCUGUUGGAGGAGGGGAGCGGAGGGGAUAGGACUUUCUAUGGCUCAGAUGAAGAUGAGGACGAGGAUGAGGAGGAGAAAGAAAAGAAGGCUGAGGCUCCUGCCAUGGCCAAGAGGAAGCCGUAUGUGAUGGAUCCAGACCACCGGCUGCUGCUGAGGAACACUAAGCCGCUCCUCCAGAGCCGCAACGCAGCUGUGGUGAUGGCUGUGGCUCAGCUGUAUUUCCAUCUUGCCCCUAAAGCGGAGGUCGGGGUGAUUGCCAAGGCCUUGGUCCGUCUCCUCAGGAGCCACAGUGAAGUUCAGUAUGUUGUUCUUCAGAACGUGGCAACAAUGACGAUCAAGAGAAGGGGGAUGUUUGAACCCUACCUGAAGAGUUUCUACAUCCGGUCUACAGACCCAACCCAGAUCAAAGUCCUUAAGCUGGAGGUCCUCACCAAUCUGGCCAAUGAGACAAACAUCUCCACCAUUCUCAGAGAGUUUCAGACAUACAUUAAAAGCAUGGAUAAAGACUUUGUGGCUGCCACAAUCCAAGCCAUCGGCCGUUGUGCCACCAACAUUGGAGAGGUGAGGGACACAUGUCUAAAUGGCCUUGUGCAGCUGCUGUCCAACCGAGAUGAGUUGGUUGUAGCCGAGUCUGUGGUGGUUAUUAAGAAGCUGUUGCAGAUGCAACCAGAGAAGCACAGCGACAUCAUAAAGCACAUGGCUAAACUAACAGACAACAUCCAGGUGCCAAUGGCACGGGCCAGCAUCUUGUGGCUGAUUGGAGAAUAUUGUGAGCACGUUCCUAAGAUCGCCCCGGAUGUCCUGAGGAAGAUGGCCAAGUCAUUCACUAAUGAGGAGGAUAUUGUGAAGCUACAAAUUAUCAAUUUAGCCGCCAAGCUCUAUCUCACCAACUCUAAACAGACCAAACUAUUGACACAGUAUGUUCUCAACUUGGCCAAGUAUGACCAGAACUAUGACAUCCGUGAUCGGGCACGCUUCAUUCGCCAGCUCAUCGUGCCCACCGAGAAGAGUGGAGCACUCAGCAAGUAUGCAAAGAAACUGUUCCUCGCCCUCAAACCUGCACCAGUCCUCGAGUCUCCAUUUAAAGAUCGAGACCACUUUCAGUUGGGUUCAUUGUCCCACCUGCUGAAUGCAAAGGCCGGCGGCUACCAGGAAUUGCCUGACUGGCCUGAAGCUGCCCCAGACCCCUCCGUGCGCAACGUGGAGGUGAAGGAUUCUAUAGAAGAAGUCAUAGACACCAGCGAGGGCCGGAUCGGCCUGCUAGGAGACUGGCGAGAGGUUUUUACGCUGCUUGAAAGAGUCACAACAUUAACGAGUGUGCCAGAAUGGACCAAAUGCAGCAGCCGAGAGAAGAGGAAGGAGAAGAAAGUGGAAAAGCCAUUCUACUCUGACUCGGAGGGCGAGUCUGGCCCGACGGAGUCGGCUGACAGUGAGUCGGACUCUGCCAGCGGCUCAGAAAGUGGCAGCGGCAGCGAGGAGAGUGCGUCGGGAUCAGAGAGUGAAGAGAGUGAGGAUGGCUCUGAGUCAGAGGAAGAGGAGGAGGAAGAGGAGGAAGAAAAGGAAAAGAAGAAGAAAAAGAAGGAAUUAAAGAAGCCGGUGCAAGAAAGUGAAAGUGAGCAGAGCAGUGAAGAAGAAGAGAGGAAGCAUGAGAGGAAGACUAAACAACGUAAGAGUGACUCAGAGUCUGAAUCGGAUGAGGACGAGGAGAGCGAGUCUGAGAGCAGCCAAUCAGAGUCUGAAGAGUCUGAGUCGGAGGCAGAGGUCAAAAAGAAAAAAAAGUCAGCUGAAUCUAAACCUCCUUCUAAGCCUGUCAAGAAGGAGAGCAAGAAAGAGAAGAAAGAAAUGUCUCUGCUCGACCUUGAUGAUUUCGAACCUGCUCCUUCUCCUCAAGUCACCCCUGUCAACACCUUCCUGUCAAAUAGCCUUGUGACCGACCUGGAGGGAUUGUCUCUGUCUGAUACUGUUCUCUCUCCGGCAACCAUUGCUCCCUCCAGUGCACUAAAGAACUACGAGAUGCUGCACCGGAUCACGGGGGAGGGUCUGUCGGUGGAGUACUGCUUCAGCCGACAGCCAUUCAGCCCUGAUGCCAACAUGGUGGCGGUGCAGAUGCAGUUCACCAACAACGCCACCUCUGACACGAAGAACCUGCACAUAGAGGAUGUGAAACUGCAGUCUGGGAUGAGGGUCAAAGAGUUUUCUGAGAUUGAGCUGCUGCCUGCAGGCGAGACGGCCACAGCUGUGAUGGGCAUCGAUUUCUGUGACUCAACACAAGCAGCAAACUUCCAGCUGUGCACUCACACCAGGAAAUUCUUCGUGUCUAUUCAGCCACCAGUUGGAGAGCUGAUGAGGCCUGUCUUCCUGACAGAGAACGAGUUUAAAAAGGAGCAAGGUCAGCUGAUGGGUAUGAAUGAGAUCACAGAGAAGCUAACUCUGGACAUGAAGUGCCGGAACGAACACACCAUUGUCCAGAGGGUGACCACCGCCGCAAACCUUAGCAGAGUGCCGUGCGGUUCAGACAAAGAGUGCAGGUUCGCAGGCAGGACGGUGAGCAGCAGCAGCUUGGUGUUGGUCACCGUGGCGACCAAAGAAGAAGGAGCAGCCCAGCUGACAGUCAACUGUGAGAAAAUGGUGAUCGGCACAAUGCUGGUGAAGGACAUCCUCCUGGCUCUGACACAGUGACGUGUGCUCGACUUUUGUCGCCCCUGCCCCCUCACACACCGACACCCCUGUCACAUAUCGUCCGAGAUUCAUCACACGCGUAGCAUCUCCUCCGUUCUCCUGUAAGCAGCGAGGAAGUUCCCAGAAUGUUUAAUUCCAGUUUGUUGUUUGGUUCAAAAGCCUUCUAUGGUUAGAAAAUACUCCUGUAUCCACUGAAUGCCACAGCUGUACAUGAUACUUUUGACAAUCAGUCAUGACUAAUGCUGAACCUGAUAUAGAACCAUUCUCUCACUUCUAAAGUUUAUUACAUAAUUGUCUAAAUAUACUUAAUUUGCAAUGAAUUUUCCUUCCUUGAGGAGACAAUUUGAUGAACUGGAUUCCAAUUUCCGAUUCGUAAUCAACUCAUAAAGGAUAGAUUUGUGUAUCAUUUCUUUGCACAGGGUCCACUUAAUAAAUGUUUUCAAGCUUCUGGCCUUCCUCAACACAUGGAGUUACCAUACUCCAAUGUGACUAAGCAUAACGAGAAUCAAACAUUUCCUCGUCUAUGAACAUUUCUGCCUGUCACAUCAGAUAGAUUCCCAUCGGCAGUCAGGGUUGCUUAACAAUGAAGACAGCAGCUCCCAUGAUCCCACGCUACUUCACAACAUCUUUAAAGUACAUCCUUUCAUUGUUGAAUUGAGAGAUUCUAGUGGCAGAAAUUUCUGUGUUAAAACAAGGUUCAAAAGAAAGAUAUAAAUAGAAGUGAAGUAAAAUAGCAGUCACAAAUAAGUUAGAUAAAACGGGAGCAUUAAAAUUAUAAUAUUAGGGGCUGAGAAGUCUGGGUCAUUUAUUAUGUAGCAGCAGUUGGAAAUAGAACGCUAGUCGACUGAGAGGAGGUCAAAGUUACUAAGAUCCAAUGUUAUGAUCCAUUCAAUGAUAUCCACUCUCAAACCACUCAAAACAUGACCUCACUCAUACACUCCAUCUGCAGAGGAAGGCCAUCAGAUUUGGUUUAACAUUUUUAAAGACACGAAGUUAGUGAACCUUGAGUUUUUACAUAAGGGCGUCUUUCUCUGAUGCUUUUCAGAGAAGAGAAAUUAAAAAGUGAUCAAGUUUCACCCAUAAACUUUAGAGCUAAGUUGCCCGAGUAAGUUCUUCUUUAAGUGGUUGCACAAAGCUGUCAUACCAUUUUUUUAUUUUUAGCUUGUUAGUUAUUGUCUCUCCAACCAUUUUAAGAUGUAGAUUAUAGAGGUAGUAGUUUAUGAACUCUAGGUAUGAAUUUCCUUGCUAAAAAACACAUACAAAGGUAAUCCUCCUUUCUCAUUACUUGAAUGUAGCAUGAAGGCUCAACUGAGACAACAACUACCUAUAACGAAAUCAUUUUGGCACAAUAAAUGUUGUUAAUCAAUAACAACAUUCCCGGGAAUAAAGACAGAUAUCCAUCUCAGAUUCUGCGAUUUUAGCAUUUGGCUAGCUCUCAUAGUGCACAUGUUCAUUACAGUAUGUGGGGCAUUUAUUAAAACAAACCUGAAGAUGUAUAAAUGUUAUUGUAUGUAUUGCAACCUGUAAUACAGUCCUGCUAUACGUAAGUAAGGUGUGGUGUGUCUGAGUGUGUGUAUGUGUGUGAGUGUGUGUGAGAUGACACUGAAUAUUGAUUGACCUGGCGAACAUCAACUGUUUUCAAAAAUGACUCAAAAUGACGCUUGACUUGAAAUCAUCAUGAGGCACAUUCUAACCAUUAGUUCACCUGAAAAUAAGAAAUCAUGUCUUUGACGACUGUUAUUUUAAUGUAUUUUUUAUUUGAAAAAGCGACAGUGAACCUUAAUUAAUAUUCAAACAAAUGUGAAUUCACCCGAGUUUCCAAUGCAAAUGUUUUUGGCAAAUCUAAUGAACAUUUGUCAUAAAAUUCAAUUAACGGUUACAUUCAGUUUUGAAUGAUCCACAAAGUACUUAAUAAACUACUCAGUACACAUGGUAAUAUGUUAGAAGAUAUGUUUCUUCUCCAAAACCCAAGAUUUCCAACUUCUUAAUGCCAUAGAAUAUGAAUAUAACCAGCAAAUAUUUACAUUUCAGGUGCUGGAACCAGAGAUUUGGAUUAUCAAAACAGCUACUGACUGGUUUUAGCUGCUCCCAAUAAUUGAAACCUUUCCCCUAACUUUUAAUGGAUGUUUAAAUUAGUUUGAGUAGGACAUUGUAGUGUAUUUUCUUUCUUAAAGAAUACUUAUGGAUUACAGUUGAAAAAGUGCUUCUGAUAAUAUUGUGAAAGCAUUUUCAAAUCGAGUGUUGUCUUGAUUUCAUUUGUCAGGCAGCACUGUUUUCAUGCCUUUUACUAUAUUUUGAUUUUACGUCAGAGGUCUUGUUGCUUCUCUUUUGUUAUUCUCAUUGUGUCCUGUGGCUUCUUACCUUUGAUGCAUUAUUUAUUGUUUCUAUAUUGUUGGAAAAUGUAACAGCUGUGUUUUACCAAAGGCGCACAGUCAAACUUCAGCCAUCAUCGUAGGAGACCGAGCGGCAGCAGCAGAGAACGGUUUUAUUUUGGCCUUUUUGCAUUGUUUACCUUUGAAGCACUCACACCUGAAAUGUCCAUUCAUCGCAGCAGAGUCAUGAUGAAGAAUGUAAAGAGUGAGAAAUUCUACUUUUAAUGUAAACAUCUACCGAGAAUGACACAGCUGGAUAAAAUAACCCCAUAAGUCAUGUCUGGCAAAUUGUUUUGCUUUCAGAUAUCCAAAGUAUGGUUUAUCAUACUCUGUGUGUGUUUGUGAAAUGUGAUCCUGAAGUAUUACAAGUUUAUUUAUUAUACAAAUAAAAAUUACAGAUACA